Messenger RNA from Rubroshorea leprosula, 480 nucleotides. Lineage: Eukaryota; Viridiplantae; Streptophyta; Magnoliopsida; Malvales; Dipterocarpaceae. The record is from the annotation of a GenBank genome assembly.
UGAUAUCUAGGAAUGGCUCGUGGCCAAUUUGCUAUCUAAUGUUGUUGAGAGUCUAAACCAUGCCAGUGCAACUUGGUGUUAGACUAAGGAUGGGAAUUGGGCUAUUACUUUCUUGGAUGGCAAUGGUAACAAUUGUUGAGAGCAUUAGACGAAGGAAAGCUAUCCAAGACGACAAUUUCAUGGACAUGUCUGCAAUGUGGCUUCGGCCGCAGUACUGCUUACUUGGCCUAGCUGAAGCUUUUACUACAACAAGGCAAACAAAGUUCUUAUAUACUUUAGCUCCCAAAAGCAUGUCAAGUAUUGCUACUACUCUGUUGUUGCUAGGAAUUGUUGUGACCACUUGGCUAUCCGAUGUUGUUGUGAACGGUAUCUGACAUAACUUCAAGAUGAGGAAACAAAUUUGGAUUUCAAAUAACAUGAAUAAAGGUCAUUUUGACUAUUACUUUUGGGUUUUUACUAUAAUGAACUUCAUCAAUGAGA